CGGACUUUGCCAGGCCCGGGGCUCUAGUAAGCGGAGCACUGCUCUCUGGCUGUGCCAGCACUGCAGUAAUGUUUCAACCACCUGUCAAUAAUCUGGAGAAAAUCAGAAAGGCCAGGAAAAGGGUGAAGCAGUUGCUGCUGCAGAUUGGUUUAGACACGUGUAGAGAAGCAUAUGAGGAAAUCGACACUAUUAAUCCAGGCGACACAAAUUUUUCCAGUACAUCAUGGGAGGAUGUCUCGCUUUGGGAAGCUAUUGGACGCAGAAAUGGUUACAGAUCCAAGCAGUUUUGCUGUAGUCUCUGCAAAUUUUCAACAAGGCUGCUGUCCUCUUUCAAAAGUCAUCUGCAUCGCUAUCAUGAAGAAGAAAAAGAUCAAGAGAUCAUGGCGACUUGUCCAAGAUGUCCAUUUACCUCCUAUACAAAAAAUGUGGUCAGACACAUGCGGAUUUUUCACUCAAGCGUUCGAAAAGUCCCAUCACCUGGUGCAAACGAUGGUCAGAAUGCUAGCUGGUCAAAAGAUUAUCCAAAAGCAGUUCCAAUGAAAUUUGCUUGUGUAAAGUGUUCUUUUACGGACAGCCUUUAUUACACUAUAAAGAGGCACGUUCUAACGAGCCACCAUAAAAGUGAACUGAAAAAUUAUUUUGGUGAAAAGUCCGAAGAGGAGCUUAAAGAGACUCUUGGAUUAAAAGUUAAUCUUGAUAAUCGAUUUUACUGCAAAAAAUGCAAUUACACAAUUCAUAACCAGGAUGCAUUGAUGUACCAUAUCCUGACAUCUGACAAGCAUAGAGAUCUGGAACAGAAGCUGAGAACUGACAUCUCUGAUGCUGGUCGAUCGAGUAUAAAAAGGCCAUACAAAAAAUUUUCAGGCCCGCCUAUAGCACUUUCUCCUAAACCAACAUUGCCAAUCUCCCCGGCUGUGACUCCUCCAUGUGCUCAAGAUGCAAAGGCGGCUUCUCUUCCUCAAAAUGGUCCCAAUAAACCACUUCUGGGAGCCUCUACUGCUAUUAUUUCAAAUAUAAUGCCGUCUAUAACUUCUGUUCCUGAUCCUGCUGGAGGUUUAGUAAAGACAUCGACUACUGUUGCCCCUACUGCUCAAGUGGGAUUUGUAACUACUUCUCUUUCUCAAAACCAGACCAUUACCCUUCCUCAGUCUAUGUUCCUGUCUCCAAGAUUUACUCUUAAUCAGCCUGUCACUGCGACAAUGCUUCCGUCUGCUUGCGGUGUUGGUGGCCAGAUAAUUACUGGAGCUCAGACCACUGUACGACCAAUCAAUCAGUCAUUAACUGGGGGCCUACUUUCUGUGAACCAGUCAACAAUGCUUACAUGUCCACGGCCUUUGCAGCCCAAUGUAAUACAGGUGAAUCAAACUGGAAGGCCUACAGUCAUCUCUGUGAAUCAACCACUGAAGCCAACUAAUGUUGCAGGCAAUCAGCCUGGUCUUCCUCAAAAUACUUUCCUUGCAACACCCAUAAUAAGGCAGCUCAUACCAACAGGAAAACAAGUAAAUGGAAUACCUACAUAUACCCUUAUAACAUUGCCUGUAACUCCAUGUGCUAUGCCAGCUGUUACUUCACCUGUGAAUCCACCAAAAGUGCCUGCACAGCUUUCCCAGCCUGAGAAAGUGUUUCAGGCAUCCACCUCUCCAGCCAGUGCACCAUCUUCUCCUGUUGUACAGGUGCCACAAAGCACAUCACAAAAAACUCCACCUUCAAAACGUACUUCUUCCAAUAGCCCAGCUGUUGCUCCAGGUGAUAUAGACAAGAAGACCAAACAAUGGAAAACAUGUCCAGUAUGCAACGAACUAUUCCCUUCAAACGUAUACGAAGUUCACAUGCAGAUUGCGCAUAUAAAACAGGAAAAUAGCCCUAACAGGCCAACAGAAUCUGCCACCAGCAAUGAAACAAAGCAACCUGUAGUUGCUGCAGCACAUGCAUCUUUUUUUAAAGUUGUAAAAGAAAAGUCUAUUCGAUGUGUCACUUGCAAGGUGUUUACUGAAGACAAAGAGGUGUUACAUCACCUGCUAAUGCAUGGUAUGGUAUGUCUGUACUGCAAAGCUGUUUUUUAUGAACUCAGAAAUUUUAUCUACCACAUGAAAAUCCUGCAUGUAGACCAAAAGAAAAUCCAUGGAGACUUUGUCAGGAAAGGUAUUACAGUAUCGUGUGAUAAUAAUGGUACCGCACAGUUUCCUCAUUUUGACUUUACCUUCAACGUUUCCAAGGAGGAGCUUGGAGAAAAAGAAAUGCACAUUGCUGUAGUUACCGGAGCUAAUUCUAACACUGCUACUCCCUUGUACGUCAAAAUACAAACCUCUCCUGAGAGAAGCAUCACAGAUAAUGAGCAGGGCUCUAAAUGUUCUUUUUGUGACCAUGUUUUAUCCAAGUCAGAAUCAUUGGAAACUCAUUUGAAAGAUAGGCACCACAUAAUGCCAACAAUGCAUACUAUACUUAAAUCGCCUGCCUUUAAGUGUAUACACUGCUGCGGUGUCUACACUGGUAGUAUGACUUUGUCAGCCAUUGCACUGCAUCUCCAGCGCUGUCGUAAUGCUCCUAAAGAUAGUAUCGCAGCACUAGAGUUGUGUUUAGACAGCAGUGCUAAAGGGCAGUCAAAGGGAGGAACCAAUGAUUCUACGAAAGGAAAACCAAGUUCUACUGACACUCAGGUUGCAUCGAAUGAUACAAAGAUCCAGAAAAACGGUCUAGGUGCUUCACAAGACUUGUCUCCUGUGCUUUCUAAAAGAAGAAGAUUGGACUCCAGAUCAGAAUUUUCUGAUUAUUCUGCCGAUCAAAACGUUAGCAUGCUUGUGAUGGUACCCGAUUCCUUUGCAACUGUAUCCCAUGAAGCUAAAAAGGAGUUCUUACUCAAGUAUUUCCAUGUAAAACCUUACCCCAGCAAAAAGGAAAUUGAAUUGCUGGCACAUGUGCUAGACAUGUGGAGGAGUGAUGUUGCUUCGUUUUUCGGUACAAGGCGAUAUAUAUGCAUGAAAUUUCUCAAAAAUCACCAACAGCAAGUAUUGCUUGGAUUUAAAAUGGAGGAUCUUAAGCAAGUGAAACAUGACAUAGAGCUGUCUGAUGAUUAUUGAAGGGUUUGCUAGGCCAAUUCAAUAUGUUAACAUUACAGACAAUGGCAUGUAGAUGGUUAGCUUUUCCCAUGGCUUACAUAACUUCACUUGUAGAAAACAAAGUAACAGAAAACUGGAACUGGUUUACAAAUGUUAAUCCAAAACACUUGCUUGUCAAUCCACUUUUUGUUUGGUGUUUCCUGUGGUGCUCCUGAUUUCUGGUCUAAUAGUUCCACCAAAUUGACCUUUUGUAUAAGUUAGUCAGUCUCACAAAUUUGUUCCUGUAUUCAGCACUAUAUCCUGACUAUGGUUUUUGUAUGCUUUUUUUUUUCCCGUUGUAUUUUUCACAAACCCAGUUUGUGAAUAUGUGCUGUAUGUUAAAGCUGAGUUGACAGAAGCACAUCUAACAAGCAAUGUAGGAAGUGGGUGGUCAAAUU
Messenger RNA from Nanorana parkeri, 3493 nucleotides. It is a transcript of the gene ADNP2, whose product is annotated as ADNP homeobox 2. Gene Ontology annotation, biological process: regulation of gene expression. Gene Ontology annotation, cellular component: nucleus. NCBI's taxonomy places the organism in Eukaryota, Metazoa, Chordata, Amphibia, Anura, Dicroglossidae. The transcript has 4 exons. Gene Ontology annotation, molecular function: DNA binding. The record is from RefSeq and is a predicted model, not a curated record. The coding region runs from base 69 to 3077 and encodes 1002 amino acids.